UUUUGGUAAGCAAUCUAAUCCAUUGCAGUCUUAUAAUUGCCAAGAGCAUGGCUGGACAAAGAACACACUUUAUCAGCUUUAUGGAAGUCCAUAAAAGCCGCAUAUUAACGGCCAAGUGCUACCCACCUUAGUUUUCACACAGCUGCCACGCUACACAGUCCAAAAUUGACCAUGGCACCAACAAAAUUACGUCCCAUUAACUCUGACCUGCGCCAAAUUGCACAAGUGGAGUUAAAUGAGAUAGAAACGCGUAUAGAAUCCGAUAUUGGGGCUCUUCGUGUCUGGUUGGCCAAGCAGCCACAUCUGAGGUCUCGCGAGGAUGAACAAUUUUUGGUUGCUUUCUUACGUGGCUGCAAAUACAGUCUGGAGAAAGCAAAGUCCAAGAUCGAUCAUUUCUAUACAAUUAAAACUAUGAUGCCGGAAUUGUUUGCAAAAAAUGUAAUGGACGAGAAGAACAUCGCACUCUGUCGAUCUGGUACAUAUGUAAGCCUACCCAAGCCACUGGGUCCAGGGGGACCGCGUAUUCAACUCUCAAAGUACUCCAAAUUUGACUCCAAGCUCUACAAGCUGAUCGAUCUCUUUCGCUAUCAGACAUUGCUGAUGGAGCAUCAGAUACAACAGGAUGACAACUGUAUUAUUAGUGGAUACAUUGAGAUUGUGGACAUGUCCAACAUGAGUCUCAGCUUCUUAACGCAUCUGGACUUUCCGCUUAUUAAGCGCUUAGGGGUGUUUGCUGAAAAAGGGGCUCCCAUGCGAAUUAAGGGCGUACACCUCGUGAAUUUCCCUAAAGAGGCGGUGGCAGUCAUUAAUUUGGCCAAGAGCUUGAUGCCAUCUAAGCUACAAAAGAGAUUCUUUGUGUACAAAAACAUUGAGGAAUUAUACGCUACCAUACCGCGUGAAAAUUUGCCUGAGGAAUACGGCGGCUCCAAUGGACGCAUUGCGGAGAUACAAGCGGAAACAGAAAAAGUACUGCUGUCCUAUGACCCAUACUUUAGGGAGAACGAUCAGUAUGGUGUUAACGAGCAGUUGCGACCUGGAAAACACAUCAGCGCCGAUGAGCUGUUUGGCAUUGAAGGCUCGUUUCGCAAACUGGAUAUCGAUUAGAGCGUCUAACAUUGAAAACAAGUUUUAGUUUUAAACGCACUAAUUAAAUGCAAUAGAAAAUCGUACGAUACAUGUAAAAUCUGUCUGUUCCACAAUAGCCCGGUCAGUUGCUAAAAUGUCGUUGCUUGACAAACUUCCUCCUCUCUUG
Messenger RNA from Scaptodrosophila lebanonensis, 1252 nucleotides. RefSeq names its product alpha-tocopherol transfer protein-like. The record is from RefSeq and is a predicted model, not a curated record. The transcript has 3 exons. NCBI's taxonomy places the organism in Eukaryota, Metazoa, Arthropoda, Insecta, Diptera, Drosophilidae. Gene Ontology annotation, cellular component: membrane. Gene Ontology annotation, molecular function: phosphatidylinositol bisphosphate binding. The coding region runs from base 172 to 1104 and encodes 310 amino acids.